GUUUUAUGGUUUUAAAUGUACUUUACAAUAAAUUUAUUAAUCACAACGUUUAACAUUGCAAAUUUUGGUGUCUCACCUGUUAAUCGCCAUGAAGUUGAACUUCAUAAUGCCAUUUCCGAUAUAAUAAAAAAUGCUGUAAAUGAUGAUGUUGAGAUUGAAUACAAAUGGGAACUUGAUUUUGACGAUCCGUCGGAACCGCACGAUGUACAAUUUGUGGACGUGUAUGAUAUUGAUGCUGAAGAAGAUAAUUAUGAAGACAAAGUUUGUAUUGUGGAUAACGAAGGUGGAAAUGUAAAUUUAAAUUACAAAAGAAUAGCAGUUGAAUUUUGGAACAGUGGAAAGAAAGGACAUUUAGCUGUUACUGCUGUACAGAAUCGUUUUAGAAAGGUAAAAUCUGUUUGCAAUUGCAUAGAUGGGAAGAAAAUGUAAUGCGCGGAGAGUCAAACAGGGACAAACUUGUAUUUAUUGCCGAAUAUGUACUAUCGCAAUUCCAAGAAGCUAUUGAUAGAGGAUCUAUCAUUCACGACAUAGAUUUGUGAAAAUGGACAUUACAAGCAAAGGAGCAAAUAGACUUUUCUUCAUUUUGAGCAGGAAAUUGAUGGAUAUGGAAUUUUAAAAAAGCACAUUGCAUUGUAUCACGUAAAAUAACAAGUUUUAAAACGCAAUCUUCUCAUGCAGCUGAUGUAACAAUACGUCAAACCGCAGAGGAAUUUGUGAGACAGGUAAAACCACAUAUUGUUAUCGGUGCAGGAUCAAUUUAUAAUGCAUAUGAAAGUGGCUUUAAUUUCGAAAUACAUUCUGGAAGAACAUUAACUAAUGUGGGAGCAAAACAAGUCGAAUCUACUAUCCAAUCUUUAUCUUCUAUGACUUAUAGUUAUACCAUUAUAUCUGCAGAUGGACAUUUUCUUUCACCUCUGUAUAUAGUACUAAAAGAAUCUAGUGGAAAAUUUGGACCACGAGUAGAAGAAACUCUUUUUAGACCUAUUAAUGUUUACAUUGCGGCUUCAAAAUCCGGAAAACUCGCAAGCCAACAUUUCAAAAACUGGUUUGAAGAAGUA
Formica exsecta is the source of this 1058-nucleotide messenger RNA. RefSeq lists its product as uncharacterized. The record is from RefSeq and is a predicted model, not a curated record. NCBI's taxonomy places the organism in Eukaryota, Metazoa, Arthropoda, Insecta, Hymenoptera, Formicidae. The transcript is spliced from 2 exons. The coding region runs from base 16 to 429 and encodes 137 amino acids.